Danio aesculapii is the source of this 1227-nucleotide messenger RNA. It is a transcript of the gene pdcd10b, whose product is annotated as programmed cell death 10b. The coding region runs from base 207 to 839 and encodes 210 amino acids. Gene Ontology annotation, cellular component: Golgi apparatus; FAR/SIP/STRIPAK complex. Gene Ontology annotation, molecular function: protein kinase binding. The transcript has 8 exons. Gene Ontology annotation, biological process: positive regulation of MAP kinase activity; regulation of Golgi organization. The record is from RefSeq and is a predicted model, not a curated record. NCBI's taxonomy places the organism in Eukaryota, Metazoa, Chordata, Actinopteri, Cypriniformes, Danionidae.
AAGCUGUCACCUAGAAAACUUCCAACUUCCGAAGUUGAAAACAAAACACAGCUACAUUUUGCUUUCUUAAGUCCCCAGGAAGCGUUUAGCACUUACCUCUCCGCUGUGGGACGUCCAGGUGAAGACAAAUACAGGGAACCUGACAGAAGUGUGUGAAUUGUGUGGCUCAGCAGCCCAUUUUAUCCAGUGGUGGGCCUCCAUUGAGGAUGACAAUGGAAGAGAUGAAGAAUGAAGCUGAGCCAAAUUCAAUAGUCUCUAUGACAUUGUAUGCAGUCAUGUACCCGGUCUUCAAUGAGUUGGAGAGGAUAAACCUGUCAGCGGCACAGACGUUGCGGGCAGCAUUUGUCAAAGCAGAGAAGGAGAACCCAGGGCUCACUCAAGAUAUCAUUAUGAAGAUACUGGAGAAGAAGAAUGUGGAGAUCAACUUCACAGAGUCACUACUGCGCAUGGCUGCAGAUGAUGUGGAGGAGUACAUGAUUAAGAGACCUGAACAGGAGUUCCAGGACCUGAAUGCGAAAGCACGAGCUCUCAAACAUAUCCUGAGUAAAAUCCCAGAUGAGAUCAACGACAGAGUGCGCUUUCUACAGACUAUCAAAGACAUCGCCAGUGCUAUAAAGGAGCUGCUGGACACAGUCAACAAUGUUUUUAAGAAGUAUCAGUACCAGAAUCGCAGGGCACUUGAACACCAAAAGAAGGAGUUUGUGAAGUACUCCAAAAGCUUCAGUGACACGCUGAAAACAUACUUCAAAGACGGAAAGGCAAUAAACGUCUUUAUCAGUGCCAACAGGCUUAUCCACCAAACUAACUUGAUACUGCAGACCUUCAAAACCGUCGCCUAGAAGAAGCAGCUGUGAUGUGUGCGGGUGUGUGAAGCCAGUGAUGUGUAAUAUACAAAGAUUUUUUUUUUUUGUCUUUUGAAAGCAUAAUUUAUAAACUUCGCCUCAUUUGAAGGAACCUGAAAUGAGUUCAAGACAUGUUAAUUUACUCUUAGAUGAAUAAUCAUGAUUUCCCCCCCACUGCUCUUCAUUACCUUUUUCUUUCACUGUUGUUCCAAUCAAAUGAAAGCCAAAAGACUUUGCGCCUUAAAGUGUCAUGCAACAUUCCAUAUACAAUGUGUAAAUAUCGGUAUUCUUUCUUUUGUCAUUCAGGCAUAAAGAAUAAGAGUAAAUGAUGUAUUUAUCAGAGAUUUGGUUAUAAAUGUUCAAUAAAUAGUUUCCAAAUGUUUAA